GUGGAAGGUUUUUCUUUUGGACGAGCUCCUGCUGUGCGCCAUUCUCCUCGCAGCCAAAAAUGCUCAAACGCUAUUUUUUGCUCCUCCCCACUGCCCAACGAAACCAGCGCCAGGGCCACUCCCUUCCUCGGCGGCCUCGGGCGCAUUAUGUGGCAAGCGCUGCGUGAGCCGCUCCUAGGCUGCGUUUUUGUCACAGCCGCCGCCAUCGGCCUCUCGGGCGCAUAGGGGCCACAUGCGAACACUACCCCUCCCCUCAAAGAUCGUGGGGGGUGGGGGUAGGGUUCGCAUGUGGCCCCCUACAGGCGCCACCCGCUCGUCGCUGGGCCUCGCCGGGACGGCGCCCUCAGCGCCAGAGGACCGGGCCGAGGUCCACGCGGAGGCCUGUGGCGCGGGCGGCGCCGCGGGCGCCCGUGCCGCGGGGCCCAGCGGGCCCGGGGCCCCGCCCGAGCGGCGCCGUGGCGAGCGGGGCGGGCAUUGCUGGGCACUCUGGGUGCGGGGCGAGAACCAGUCCAGGCAGGUCGUGGACACCAGGGGCAGCACCGCGGUGGGCCCCUGGGCCACCGACGCUGCUGGCGCGGAGGUCCCGGCCCGGAUGCUCUGCGCGGAGGAGCUCACGCGGCGCGCCCUGCUGUCCCCGGACUGCGCGGAGAGGGCUUGCGCGUGCACCCAGCUGGGUCGCACCAGUUGCUUGUGUAGUGCGGUCAUGGGCGCGUCGCGGGCGCGGCUCGUGCUGAAGCACGCAGAGUGGCUCGCCGACCACGGCCACGCCAGGGGCGCGGAGGUCCGCUUCCAGGAGGCCAGCCGUGAGGCGGCGGAGCACGGCCAGGCGGCGCUCGCACAAAGAGCCUCUGCGCGGUUGGGGCACCUCCUCUCGAGGCGGGGCCGCUUCGCGGAGGCGCUCGAGGCCCUCCUCGAGGCCCAGCGGUUCGGAGACCUCGCCCUGGAGGAGGAGCGCGACCCGGCCACGCCGUGGUUGCUCGGGGUGGCUUGGUUGCAGGCAGCAAGAUGCGGCGCGGCGAAGUGGCAGGAAGCGGAAGAGUGGAUCCUUAGUUUGGGCCCGCUCGCGGCGGACGGGCUCGAUGCGCAGCGCCAGAGGCUCCAGACGGACAUCCGCUUUUGGCGGGCCGCGGAGCUGUCCCCGAGGCGCUGCGUAGACGCCGGCGAUGUCGCGCACGCGCUGAUCUGCUUCGGGAGCCAUUUGUUCUACGCCGUGACGCGAUAGUGGCAGAGGAGGGGGAGCUGGGAGUGUUGGACGGAGGGGCAGGGACGCUCAAUAUCCAGCACAGCGCUGCUCCAGACCAACAGGAGUGUCGAGACAGGAUCCGCUGGCCGCGUGCAUUUGUAGUUUCAUAUGAGGGGGCCCUCGCGUACAUGUACCGGGAUUCUUUCGAAUUUGUUUCGCAAAUAUUCUUGGGAAUCUUCUUCAAAUUAAUCCGUAAGGCGGCCUUCGGACCAACCCACCACCGUGCCUAGGCUAUGGGCCCGGAGCCUCGUCGAUGCAUCUGUGGUUUUCCUGGGAUGCCUCUCAGGGACCUGUUCGAAGUCUGUUCGGGGCAUCUCACCCUCAUCCUCAUCGUCACUGUCGU
Prorocentrum cordatum is the source of this 1586-nucleotide messenger RNA. Lineage: Eukaryota; Dinophyceae; Prorocentrales; Prorocentraceae. The record is from the annotation of a GenBank genome assembly.